UGCUGGGCGUGGUCUACGUCGAGCCGUUUUGGUUUGGGAUCCCUAAAGAAAGAAUGGAAACCAAGGCCGGGGCUGCUGGGGCACAGGCCAUGGAAAGGAAUGACAUUAUUGACUUUAAGGCUCUGGAGAAAGAGCUGCAGGCUGCCCUCACUGCUGAUGAGAAGUACAAACGAGAGAACGCUGCCAAGUUACGGGCAGUGGAACAGAGGGUGGCUUCCUAUGAGGAGUUCAGGGGUAUUGUCCUUGCAUCACAUCUAAAGCCACUGGAGCGGAAGGACAAGAUAGGAGGGAAGAGGACUGUGCCCUGGAAUUGUCACGCUGUUCAGGGAAGGCCCUCCCAGGACGACACCACUGAAAUCUCUCCGGAGAAAACGCUCUUCCAGCCUGAGACCUCAGCUGAGUUCUACCGUGAUUGGCGGCGAUACUUGCCGACCGGGCCAGAGCGCUACGAGGCCCUGCUGCGGCUCGGGGGUCCAAAGCUGGGCCACCUCUUCCGGAUGGACGUGGGGUUUGGACUCCUAGGGGAGAUGCUGGUGGUGCUAGCUGAUCAUGUGAGGCCGGCUGACGGGUCAGUGGUGCUGGGGAUCCUGCACAGCCUGGCCGGCACCGGGCGCUUCACCUUGAACCUGAGCCUGAUGAGCCAUACCGAGACAGAGAGCUGCAAAGCCUUGUUUCAGAAGCUGCAGGCCAUGAGUGCCCCCAGCCUGGAGGGGCAGGAUCUGGGGGAGCAGCCUGGUGGGCUCCGGGAGGAGGAGAGUCUCCUACAAGAGCUGCUAAGGCUGUACCGGGUGGAGUGAUGGGACCUGUUACCUUCAGAGGCCCCCCCAGUGGUCACUGGAGGCAAUUUUUGGUUGUUGCCUUGGGGGUUCUGCAGAACUGUAAUGAAGGGACCACACCCAGUUCCCUUGUAGACUGGGAAUUUUCACAGCAAAAGCAGGAAUUGAGUCUUCCCUUCUCCUCCAGCCUCUGGGGCUCCAUGUUCUGACCUGUGUAGAUCCACAGGAUGGUCAAGGGCCCAAGAAGUUGAAAGAGUUUUGCUUCCCACCCUUAAAGUCUGCCAGGUUGCUGGCCCAUGACCCUGAGAGAUGGGUGUGCGCCCAGCCAAACACUGGCACCCCCAGUUACAGCCUCCGCUCAAAAAAGGAAAAAGCCAAAUUGUUAAUCUUCCAUGGUAAACAAAUACUGAUCUCCAUAGCUCUUUAUUUUUAUUUUUCCCAUAGCGCUUAACAGGAGUAUGUGUAACCGAAAACGAAUGAAUAAACAUUUAAUAGAGAAAGGAUAAAA
Messenger RNA from Phacochoerus africanus (Common warthog), 1284 nucleotides. RefSeq names its product coiled-coil domain containing 103 (gene DNAAF19). The transcript is spliced from 4 exons. Gene Ontology annotation, biological process: epithelial cilium movement involved in extracellular fluid movement; inner dynein arm assembly; determination of left/right symmetry. Gene Ontology annotation, cellular component: outer dynein arm. The record is from RefSeq and is a predicted model, not a curated record. Bases 54 to 797 code for a protein of 247 amino acids. NCBI's taxonomy places the organism in Eukaryota, Metazoa, Chordata, Mammalia, Artiodactyla, Suidae.